This is a messenger RNA of Peromyscus eremicus (cactus mouse), 1113 nucleotides long. Its product is annotated as zinc finger protein 431-like. The record is from RefSeq and is a predicted model, not a curated record. NCBI's taxonomy places the organism in Eukaryota, Metazoa, Chordata, Mammalia, Rodentia, Cricetidae. Gene Ontology annotation, biological process: regulation of DNA-templated transcription. The transcript has 3 exons. The coding region runs from base 1 to 1113 and encodes 370 amino acids.
AUGUAUGGGAUAUUUCAGAAUGCAGUGACCUGUGAUGAUGUACAUGUCAACUUCACUUGGGAAGAGUGGACUUUGCUGGAUCCUUCCCAGAAGAAUCUCUACAAAGAUGUGAUGCUGGAGACCUACAGGAACCUCAGUAUUAUAGGGUACAGUUCAGAAGACCAUAAUAUUGAAGAACAUUGUCAAAAUUCUAGAAGACAUGAAUGUCAUCUUCAAAUGCAUGAGAGAAAGCAUACUGCAGAAAAACCCUAUGAAUGUAAUCACUGUGGUAAAGCCUUUGCAUAUCAUAGUCAUUUUCAAAUGCAUGAAAGAACACAUACUGGAGAGAAACCUUAUGAAUGUAAUCAGUGUGGUAAAGCUUUUGCACAGCACAGUCAUCUUCAAAAGCAUAAAAGAACACAUACUGGAGAGAAACCUUAUGAAUGCAAUCAAUGUGGUAAAGCCUAUGCACAGCACAUUCAUCUUCAAAUGCACGAAAGAACACAUACUGGAGAGAAACCCUAUGAGUGUAACCAGUGUGGUAAAGCCUUUGCACAAUACAGUCAUCUUCAGAAGCAUUCAAGGACACAUACUGGAGAGAAACCCUAUGAAUGCAAUCAUUGUGGUAAAGCCUAUGCACAUUACAAUACUCUUCAAAUUCAUGAAAGAACACAUACUGGAAAGAAACCCUAUGAAUGUAAUCAGUGUGGUAAAGCCUUUACACAACACAGUCAUCUUCAAAUGCACAAAAGAACACAUACUGGAGAGAAACCCUAUGAAUGUAACCAGUGUGGUAAAGCCUUUGCACAGCAGAGUCAUCUUCAAAGGCAUGAAAGAACACAUACUGGAGAGAAACCCUAUGAAUGCAACCAGUGUGGUAAAGCCUAUGCACAGCACAGUCAUCUUCAAAUGCAUAAAAGAACACAUACUGGAGAGAAACCCUAUGAAUGUAUUCAAUGUGGUAAAGUCUAUGCACAUCACAGUACUCUUCAAGUUCAUGAAAGAACACAUACUGGAGAGAAACCCUAUGAAUGUUAUCAUUGUGGUAAAGCCUUUACACAACACAGUCAUCUUCAAAAGCAUAAAAGAACACAUACUGGAGAGAAACCCUAUGAAUGUAAGCAAUGUUGUUAA